AAAAACCCAAAAUUCAAAAUAAACUUUUAUAAAAAAGAUAAGGUUAAUGUGAAAUUUCAGAACCCACCAUUAUUAUUAUUCUUCUUCUUCUUCUUCUCCUAUCAAAACCAAUGGCGACGGCUGUGAAAGUGUACGGACCACCGUUUUCCACCGCCGUGUCCCGAGUCCUGGCCUGUCUUCUCGAGAAAAACGUCGAGUUUCACCUCAUUCCGGUCAACAUGGCCAAAGGAGAGCACAAGCGCCCGGAAUUCCUCAAGAUUCAGCCGUUUGGCCAAGUCCCUGCGUUUCAAGACGAAAGCAUCUCCCUCUUCGAAUCUAGGGCAAUCUGCCGCUACAUUUGCGAGAAGCACGCGGAAAAGGGGAACAGGGGACUGUACGGGCUGGACCACUUGGGGAAAGCUUCGAUAGAGCAAUGGAUUGAGGCGGAGGGGCAGAGCUUCAACCCGGCGAGCUCGGUUCUGGUUUUUCAGCUGUGUUUCGCGCCGAGAAUGAAGGUGCGGCAGGACGAGAAGGCGAUAAGGCAGAACGAGGAGAAGCUGUCGAAGGUGCUGGAUGUGUACGAGCGGCGGCUGGGGGAGAGGCGGUUUCUGGCCGGAGAUGAGUUCUCGCUGGCCGAUCUAUGCCACCUGCCCAACGCUCACUACCUGGCGAACGUCGCGGACACGGCGGAGCUUUUCACGUCGAGGAAGAAUGUGGAGCGGUGGUGGAAGGAGAUCUCCGGCCGGGACUCUUGGAAGAAGGUGGUUCAACUGCACAAACAACCAUCUGCGUCUGCUUGAUUGUUGUUUUGGCAUUUGAUCCAUUUCUCCAUGAAAACUAUUUGUGGCAUUUGAUUCAACAAACCAUAGCCAUCUAUUCAAUAAAUGGUGUUUAUUUCAGUGAAUUGUGUUUUACUAAACAGAAUAAAAUUGUGAAACUGUAUUUGUUGAGUACAGGGUUUUUUCUUA
Momordica charantia (bitter melon) is the source of this 947-nucleotide messenger RNA. Its product is annotated as glutathione S-transferase. Gene Ontology annotation, biological process: glutathione metabolic process. NCBI's taxonomy places the organism in Eukaryota, Viridiplantae, Streptophyta, Magnoliopsida, Cucurbitales, Cucurbitaceae. Gene Ontology annotation, molecular function: glutathione binding; glutathione transferase activity. Gene Ontology annotation, cellular component: cytoplasm. The record is from RefSeq and is a predicted model, not a curated record.